Molecule: messenger RNA, 1496 nt
Organism: Babesia bovis T2Bo
Lineage: Eukaryota; Apicomplexa; Aconoidasida; Piroplasmida; Babesiidae
Product: mRNA decapping domain containing protein
Exons: 1
Coding region: 110-1462 (450 amino acids)
Biological process (GO): deadenylation-dependent decapping of nuclear-transcribed mRNA
Cellular component (GO): cytoplasm
Molecular function (GO): hydrolase activity; manganese ion binding; RNA binding
Source: RefSeq, a predicted model, not a curated record
GUAUUUUGAAUAGAAGCGGUAUUUUUAGUAUACAUGUUCUAUGAGCUACCCUCAUUAAGCUGCGUCUGAUGGUGGCGCUGUUGUGUGUUUAGAUUAUUGUUUAUUGUCAAUGAGUUCUGAUCCUUCUGUCUCUGGCGUUUUAGGCAAGGACAGUUCCUCCUCUGCGCUACGCGCUCAUUUGAAGCGUGCUUUGGGUCUUGAUAAGGGUCGUACUGAAGUUUCUCAGCAUGAAACUGAUAUUGUUCACCAAGGAUCGCCAUCGCAUGUUAUGAAUGCGGGGUUGCCUCCCCCUUCUCCACGUUCCUCUGCCACUGUGGCUGGAGACGCUGUAUCAUCUUUAAGUCAUCCUGAUGUAUCUAGUAUGUCUAAACAUUCUUAUGAGGACGAUGAUAGUGACGACUAUAUGGACGUAUCACUAUCACGUGCUAAAUACCUGAAUGCUAAUAAAGAUGUGAACCCUGAUAUAUUGGAUCAAGCUUUAUCGGAUUGUUAUGGUCGUUUCGUUGCUUUACUUCCUGAGGAGGUACUUCGAGAUCAUGUUCAUUUAUGUUUUUAUUUGCGUGAUGCAUAUUGGUGGUAUUGCGACAAGUGGGUUGUUCGUUAUCCCUUAGACCUUAAGAGUAUGAGUUUCGGCCAGUUCUUAUCUUUGGUAUGUCAGGAUUGUGCUUUAUUGCGUUCAUUUGUAAGUGCCGAGGAUCAGAAGUCGUUAUUAGCUCGUUGGAAACUUUACAACCGCAGCAUUCCUUUGCGUGGUGGUGUUUUAAUAAACGAGAGUUGUGACAAGGUUCUUCUUGUUCAGGGUUACCAGAACAACCGUUGGACAUUUCCUCGUGGUAAGAUUGACGAGGGUGAAUUGGAUUCUUCUUGUGCAGUUCGUGAGAUUUUAGAAGAGGUUGGCAUUGACGUGAGUGGUUUGAUUAACCCUGAUAUUUAUGUUGAAUCUGAGAUUGAGGGUCGCAACGUAAAGUUAUUUUUUAUACCCGGUGUGAGUGACUCCAUUGAUAUGCAACCGAAGACAGAUUACGAGAUUCGCAGCAUUGGAUGGUUUAGCUUCAAGUUGUUUCAAGACUCGCCAACUCGUCGGAACAGUGGUUGCUUAACAUUCCAUGUAAAGCAGUUUACGCGUGAUAUCAUAGACCUUAUUGAACGGUUUCGCGCUGGUAAGUUGCGUGAGCAAUUUCCGGUAGCUUACGAGACCUUUUUACGUACGGGUGGCAAUUGUCCAAAUCGCAUGUUACCUAUUUUAUGGAACGACAGUGCUUCUAAAAGUGAGAGCACGUUACGUUACAACGAGGAUGACUGUUUGGUUACCUUUGGUGAGAACAGCGGUUGGUCUGCGGACGAAAUGUUCCGCGUGAAUCGCGAGAAGUUUGGUGUCGAGUCCACCUACACCGGUCAGUCUCCCGACGGUAGCACUGCGUUGAAAAGGGAACGCGAGUUGAUACCUUUUGAUUUAGAAUAAUAUUGUUUUUCACGUUAAUACAUAAUACAUAGGU